AUGUCAACUCCGGCUAGGAAGAGACUGAUGAGAGAUUUCAAGAGGCUGCAACUAGAUCCACCUGCAGGAAUCAGUGGUGCUCCUCAGGAUAACAACAUCAUGCUAUGGAAUGCUGUUAUAUUUGGUCCUGAUGAUACUCCAUGGGAUGGAGGCACGUUUAAGUUGACUCUUCAAUUUUCUGAGGAUUAUCCAAACAAGCCACCCACUUGGAGUCCUAUAUAUGAUGUAGCUGCAAUUCUCACUUCUAUCCAGUCAUUGCUUUGUGAUCCCAAUCCAAAUUCUCCGGCAAACUCUGAAGCAGCACGAAUGUAUAGUGAGAGCAAGCGCGAGUACAAUAGAAGAGUUCGAGAGACCGUGAGAGAGUUAGAGGGUGAUGAACGUUUUUUCUGGGAGUUGAGCGUUAACAGCAUGAGAGAGUAG
Vicia faba (fava bean) is the source of this 420-nucleotide messenger RNA. Lineage: Eukaryota; Viridiplantae; Streptophyta; Magnoliopsida; Fabales; Fabaceae. The record is from the annotation of a GenBank genome assembly.